Molecule: messenger RNA, 3111 nt
Organism: Odontomachus brunneus
Lineage: Eukaryota; Metazoa; Arthropoda; Insecta; Hymenoptera; Formicidae
Product: tectonic-1-like
Exons: 6
Coding region: 142-2142 (666 amino acids)
Biological process (GO): cilium assembly
Cellular component (GO): ciliary transition zone
Source: RefSeq, a predicted model, not a curated record
GUUUGAAUUACUUACACAAAGUAUGGGAACAGUGAUUAUCCACUUGCAUAUACUGUCAAGAAAUUUUGACAAAUUUGGAUGUCAGUUGUAAACUAAUUUAAUACAAAUUUUAAGAGUAACUUACCAUCAAAAAUAAAAACAAUGUUGUUCUUGCUACUAUUAUUUAUGGCAUAUAUCAAUGUAGCAUAUAUAGCAAAACUUGAGGAUAUAUUACCUUGUAUCAACGAAACAGGUUGCAAUGAAUCAAUAGAUUCAUUUAUAUAUACACAAAGUUCUAAAGUUAAUGAUCCAGUGUUAAGUAAUUCAUCAAAUGGUACGGAAGGAAAUGAUGAACACAUAGCUGUUUCCACAGAAAUAACCAUACCUUUUAGAAAAUUAAAUACAACAGAGCAACCUGAAAUACAGUCAACUGUAACAACGAUCUCUUUAACAACUCUGGACAUACCUUCAAAUAAUGAUAAAGUUCUCAAAUUUGAAGAGAGGGAGAUAUGCGGGUGUAAUUUGAUGAAAUAUUCCUGUGAUAUCAAUUGCUGUUGCGAUAUAGACUGCAAUAAUUUUCAACUGUCUGCAUUUUCGUAUUGUCAAGACCACCAUGCGAAUCUUUAUAACAGUCAAUAUUGCUACAAUUGGAAUUUUAUACAACGGAAUAAUACGUCUUUCAUUCUUGAAAAACUUACCAAUAAUUUGUUCUGCAUUUUAUAUGACAAUCUUCCAUCUGCAUACAAUAUUGACAACGAUUUGGUACUACAAAACGAAAAAGAUUUAUGGGAAGUGAUACAAGUGAUUAAAUAUAAAUGGAAUUUUAAAAAUCAUAAAACCAUACCCAAAUCUAAUUUAUCUAAGCGUUAUCAACAUGGUGACAUAUUAUGGAAAUUAAAUAACGAAUAUAUUGAACCAAUAGAACUUUUACAAUCUGGAUUUAAUGGGAUAUGCUCAUUUAAAAAGACUCUAAAAUAUUUGGAGAAUUGGAAAAGUACAUGCAUACAAAAUAGAUUAACAAAUGCUAAUCAGUAUCUGUUUCCUAUAGCAUUCAACAAUUUUACCAUUAUUAGUUCACUACCUUUGUUCAAUGAGACGCUGAUAACAGGACAGGUUUGCCGAAGCAAUGUUUGUUUACCAGUGAGGACUCAUUACUGUUUGAAUUCAUUUUCUGCAUGCAAUAAAACCAAAAUACCAGGAUUUUGCAUGAAUUCUACAUGUAUAAAUAUUGUAAAAGGUUUGAAGUAUAUAAUCGACCAUAACGGUUCCGCUGGUAUUAACAGUAUUGAUGCAUAUUUCAACAUGGGCAAUGUUUCUCAUACUUUCUAUCAAUACUUUGAAGUCCAAUACAGAUGGAUAAAUACGGAUAAAACAAAAAUCUUCGCUCGUAGUGGAAAUCCUGGCUAUUUAAUAGGCAAACCGAUUAUUGUUGGAUUAUCUCGCACCAAUGAAAGUGACGAAAUUCUUUUUAACAAGUCCGACGCAUUUCUUACAUUACCAUUGACUGGAAAGAAUGGAGAGUGCGAUAAAUAUAUUGUUGCUUUUGGUGAAGAUAUUAAAUUAAAAUGUUCCGUUAAAUUCUUUAGUAAAAAUUUCACCUCGACAUCUUGCUCAAAACUACAAAAUAUAACAAUGUACCUCUUAAUGAAAGAUUCCUUGUUAAAUAUGAGUCAGCGUUACGGCUUGUAUGUUUCUAAACUAGGUAAUUUUACUAGUACAGAUUUAAUGGACUGGUUGCGUAUUAUGUUUGAUAGGAUACCACAAAAUGUUGUGACUGCGCGCACUAUCGGAAAACAGAUAACAUGUUCAGGAUUAAUUACAUCUUUACACUUAGAUAUCCUUUAUUCCGCAUUACCAAAGUCGAAAACAUUGAUGAAUUAUAAAAUAUUGGGUAUCGGUGUUACGUUUGGUGAAGAACAGGAUAUUACUUGGUCAAAGUGUACAGUAAAAGAUUGUACGAACAUCCUUCAUGUUGAUAUUCUUUCCUACGUGAAUUUUCAUGACGUUUCGAAACCAUCUAAAUAUUAUUUUGUCGGUGGACCUAAUUUAGACAUUACAUUGCCUUAUGAUUUCUUUUAUCCUUUUUUGAAUGGCUCGAAAAAGGUAGAAGUAUCAAUUAUAUUAAUUGUAAUUGUAAAUAUAAGUAUAUAUAAGUAUAUUUAAGUACACAUACUAUAUAAUAUAUUGCACAACUUAAUUUUAGUUAAUAUGUUAAACAUCAUAUCAUUAGUAAUCAAAGAGAGUAAGGUGAAAUAAAAUUUGGAGAAAAUAGGAAGGACGAUAAAGAGGAAGGAGAAAGAAAGUAUAAAAUAUGAGAAAGCAUAAAAUAUGAGAAAAUAUAGAUAGAAGGGAAGUGAUGAAAGUGGGACGAAGAAGAGAUAUUGAAAGGUAAUACGGGAAAUAGGAAAAGAUUAUGGAAAGAAAAGAUAGUAGACGAAGGAAAAGAGAGAAAAGUAGAUGGUAAAGAGCCAAAAGGAAAGGGUAGACGAAGGAGUGGCGUUUUAGAACAUUAUCGGAUAUCCGAGAAGAGGGAUAAAGAAUUUUGAAAGGGAUUUAGGGAAUAAAAAGCGGUGGUUAUGAUAGAAACAUGGGCGAAUGAAAAAAUGUUGAAGAAUGCAAUUGGUUUUUAUCUUAUAGUGAAUUAUAAGAUCUUAUAAUAAAAUAACUAGUUUUUAUUUUAUAGUAAACACGUUUAGGUUUUUUUUGCAUAUAUAAUUUCCUACAGUUCUGCUUAUCUAAAAGUACUCAUAAAGAGAGGGCACAGGAAUCAGGAAACGGAUUCGAAUGGAAUAUAUUUCUAUAAUAGUUUUUGAUUAGUAGUAAAAUAUAGCAAAGAAUUAGAAUGUAACUCGCAGCUGUUUUUUGAGAAAAAUGGAUUCGAAAAAUAAACAACCAUACACUGGGAGAAAAAAAUAGUUGGAAUAACUAUAAUCUCACUAUAUUUUAUAGUUCGUAUUGGCCUCAAACAUAUAUUUAUAGUUCAUUUAAAUAUGAAGAUAUAACAGAAUGUACAUAGAUUUAUAGUCACCAUCUUACUCUAUAUAUAUAGUAAAGCACCCUUUAGGAAUAUAGUUACAUGCACCUAUAUUUGCUAAAUAUUCCAAUUGUAUUGAUUAUAUAAAAUAGUUAAUU